Messenger RNA from Linum tenue, 1275 nucleotides. The record is from the annotation of a GenBank genome assembly. Lineage: Eukaryota; Viridiplantae; Streptophyta; Magnoliopsida; Malpighiales; Linaceae.
GACCGUUUCUUCUCUCUCCGGCUACGAACUCGGGCAAAGAAUCUUCUUUGCUUCCUCAAAUUCGUCUCUGUCGUCCGAAGUUUUCAAGUAAAUAUUGCGACUUUCUUCCGUUUCUCGACCCUUCCCUCCGAACCCAGCAAGCAAAAAAGAUGGAUUUCCAGAGGAGGCGGGUUCAACUUCUUUCUUUCAUCGUUGGGGUCAUCGCUCUCAGUAUUGCUGCCGAAAAAUGCAGGAUACUUGUGGGAGAAGACUCGUCAUCUCAAAGCGGCAAGUUUACAAUCUUCGACUGCUUCGACAUGAGCACAGGGACCCUAGCAUGCACGGUCAAGGAAGGUGUGAAGCUCUACGUCUACAACAUGAGAUCUUCACACGUAGAAAAGGCAAGGAAUUUGGCGAUCGAGCAGGCAAUACACGAUGCAAUGCAGCAAGGGAUAUCAGCAAAAGAUGUUGCUAAGCAAGCACAAAAGGAAGGCGCAAAGGCAGCUAAGUUGGCCACUAGAAAGGCCAAAAGGAUCGUAGGGCCUAUAAUUUCUUCGGGUUGGGACUUCUUCGAGGCGGUCUACUAUGGCGGGACCAUAACUGAAGGGUUCCUGAGGGGUACAGGGACCUUGUUUGGAGCGUAUGCUGGCGGGUUUUAUGGGGAGCAAGGGAUUGGAAGAGUUGGGUAUCUGGUUGGGAGUGAGUUGGGCAGUUGGAUUGGAGGGAGAAUUGGGUUGAUGGUGUAUGAUGUGGUGAAUGGAUUGCAUUACUUGGUCACUGCUGUUGAACCAUAGAUGGCCUGGCCAGACUGAGAAUCGCGAAAAGGAUGAUGCUGGUGAGUCAAUACUCGUAUGAAGAUCCACCUGCGUACGAAAGUAAUGUGGAUGCAAGUGAGGAAGGCUCCAGUGGUUAUGAAUCUCUCAUCUCCGAAUAUUCUGAAUCGGAAUCUUAUGGCUCACCCUCGUGUUUCUGGUGAUAAUACAAAGUAUAAUGGUAGAUCAUGGCUUGUGAAACCUGUUGUUCAGAGACUGACCUAUACGAGAAAUGUUUUUUGUAAAUAGAUGUAAGGUUUGGAUAUACUUGUGUUAGUGGAAGUGGUAGUUUACUUGAUUUGAGUAUUGGAUAGGCAGAGGCUGCUCCAGUCAGAAGCUUGCACAAGGUUCUUGUAGCGCAGCAAUGUAUGGACAGAUUCUAUACCAGAAAACUUCACUGUUGUGGAUCAAUGGUCUCAGACGUUCAUUUUAAGGACAUCUGGACAUGUAUAUGUUUGAAUUUAGUAAAAAAAAUUUAUCCAUG